AUGACAGGAACGGGCAUACACCCAGGUCAGGAAGGAGAACACAGGGCGUGGUUUCGUGCAGCGGUGCUUUGGGGGCUGCCUGAGAAGGUGACAACUGAUUUAGAGAAAAACCCUGAUUUUGCAGUUACAGACUCGACUCAGUGGGAGAGACAUGUGGUCCAUAGGCUGGAGCUGGAGCUGGAGCAGGACCAGGCGAACAAACGAAAGAAGGACCUAGAGGAGGCACAGGCGCAACUGUUAAAACUACAACUGAAUGAAGCUCGAGAAAAACAUAACUCAAAGAAAAGAGAGGUCAAAGAUUCUAACAAAACUACUAUGGUGGCGAGGCCCCAACCAGAUCCCAUGCCUGACUGGCCAGAUCUUGAUCCAAACCUGUAUCCUGAUGACCGUUGGCACGACAACCCACCAAGGCAGAGACAAGCCACGGGAAAUUGGGGGACCGGCCGUUCGCAGAGAGGGCGUGGUGGAUACGGACGGAGAGAACCGAGAGCUCGUGGUUCGGGGAAUCCCAGAAUUAACCCAUGGAAUGUUUUCCUGGACAGCCUCACUUGUCUUUCUCUAACAAUGGAAGAAACUGAACUCUGCUUUCCACAACUCCUCAACUCAUCCUGUGUGCGGCAAAAGCGCCCACAAAUUGAGGCUGUGUGUAUUUACACCCUGCUAUCAUCUAUCUCUCUGCUCACUGCAGUACUGAACCUACUUGUCAUCAUCUCCAUCGCCCACUUCAAGCAGCUGCACACCCCAACCAACCUCCUCCUCCUCUCUCUGGCCGUCUCAGACUUCUUCGUGGGCCUCAUCAUGUCUUUUGAGAUUAGUCUCCUAGAUGGCUGCUGGUUUCUUGGUGACCACAUGUGUGCUUUGUAUAGCAGUUUAGAUUACAUUGCUACUUCUGCUUCAGUAGGAACUAUGGUACUCAUAUCAGCUGACCGCUAUGUAGCCAUUUGUGACCCGCUGCAUUAUCCCACCAAAAUUACUAUAAAAAGAGUCUCAGUCUGUAUUUGUAUUUGCUGGGCUUGUUCAAUUCUGUAUAACAGUCUUAUCAUGAAGGAUAAUUUCAAGCAGCCAGGGAGGUAUAAUUCUUGUUCUGGUGAUUGUGUAGUUGUCAUUGACUACUUUGUGGGAAUUGUUGACUUUGUUUUGACCUUUGUCGGCCCUGUGACUGUCAUCAUAGUUCUGUAUCUAAGAGUAUUUGUGGUGGCUGUGUCUCAGGCUCGGGCAAUGCGCUCUCAUAUCACUGCUCUCAGACUCCAGGGGUCAGAGACGGUGCAUGCUAAGAAAUCUGAGCUGAAAGCUGCCAGGACUCUCGGUGUACUUGUUAUUGCCUUUCUGAUAUGUCUUUUCCCAUUUUACUGUUCCUCAAUGGUAGGCCAGAAUAGUUUCUUUGAUAUUAGAUCUGUACCUUUUGAGCUCUUGCUGUUCUAUUUUAACUCUUGUCUGAACCCAUUAAUCUACACUUUUUGCUACCCCUGGUUUCUGAAAUCUAUUAAGCUCAUUGUGACAUUUAAGAUAUUUAGGCAUGGCUCCAGUGAGGCCAGUAUACUAUAG
This is a messenger RNA of Pelmatolapia mariae (spotted tilapia), 1545 nucleotides long. Its product is annotated as trace amine-associated receptor 13c-like. Gene Ontology annotation, molecular function: trace-amine receptor activity. The transcript has 4 exons. Gene Ontology annotation, biological process: G protein-coupled receptor signaling pathway. The coding region runs from base 1 to 1545 and encodes 514 amino acids. The record is from RefSeq and is a predicted model, not a curated record. Gene Ontology annotation, cellular component: membrane. Lineage: Eukaryota; Metazoa; Chordata; Actinopteri; Cichliformes; Cichlidae.